GAUAAAUCCAAUUCUGGGUGAAAUCGGUGCUCAAAUUUUCUUCUUAAAGGCCGAAUGAGUUGAACAAAGCGCCUUCUUAACUGUUGUCUCCAUUAUCAGCGUCGAUUCAAAUGACAUAACCGCCGUCGGGCUCCGCCAUUUUGUUUCUUUUCUUUAUUCAAAACAGUGCUCAACGAAAAUGGACACGUUUCACCUUACUUAUUCGUAAUUCCUUUUUUUUAAUCCGACGAAAGACAAAAUAUUUAUUGAAGCAAGCAUUAUCUCGAGUGGAUUAAAGAUGUCAUUUUGUGAUUCGGUCUUUUGGGAUUGGGAUGCUUUUUGGGAUGCCGAUGCCCCGACCCUCACGAGUUGCUUUCGCCACUCCAUCCUAGUGCUGCUGCCCUGCGCAUUUCUUUGGACAGCCGCCAUUUUCAAUUUUUAUCGAGAAAGAACCAGGAAACCGGACAGUCUCCGUCCUGAGUCUGGUCCGAGUCCUUGGACAUUGCUGACAAUAGCGAAGUUGUUUCUUACCACAGCACUCAUCCUAUGCAGCUUAGCCGAGGCCAUUUAUCUUGUGUACCAAGAGAGUCAUUCUGCGAAUGUCUACUAUGUGUCCGUCGGGUUUCGUGUAUUCACGUUUAUCCUUGCUCUUUGUCUCCAGAUCAAACAAAAGAAAGACGGAGAACUUAAUUGUUUUACCUUGUCACUGUUUUGGAUAUUAUUUGCAGUUUGUAAUUUUUUCACUUCACCGUUCUUCGAUCUUUUUAAGGUAGAUUUAGGCGACAUAAAUGAUUCACCUACUUUUAUCUUUGGCGUCAUUACUUUCAUUUUAUUAACAGCAGAAACUGUUAUCUCCUUAUUCACCGACCCUCAAUACAGCGCUUUCUGGGAUGCAGAAAAAGAUGAAUUACUCAUGGAACAUCAACCUUUAUUAUCAAGAUUGUUUUUCUCUUGGAUAAAUAGGUUAAUAUGGCAUGGAUAUAACAACCUCUUUAAUAUAGAUAAACUGGAUGUUUUAGGACCAAAAAGGAGAUCAAAGUAUGUUCACCAGCGAUUGCAGAAACAGUGGAUCAAAGAAGAAAACAGAUACAAAUGUUUGCAAGAAGAUAAAGCUGUGCCUACGAGGAUUUGUUGCAAUCGUGGACCCUCCCUCCUUUUAGCCCUAGGCAAAGCCUUAUUUCCAUGGCUGUUGGUUGCAGCUACAUUGGAAUUUAUAAACAAUUUUGUCUCACUGGUUCCGCCUAUCAUACUGGACUAUAUUAUAACAUUCAUUGGAAAUAAUGAAGCUACGUGGCAUGGGUACGUGUACGCUUUCUUGUUGUUCUUGACUGCGGCCUUCACCACACUGUCAACCAUUCACAACCAACAUUAUCUGAUAACCGCAUCUAUCAUUCCACGAACAGGACUCAAUACUGCAAUUUACCACAAGGUUCUGAAGCUCAGCAACAGUUCCAGACGCAAUUACACCGUUGGCGAGUUGUGCAAUUUGAUUGGCGUUGAUGUUCAAAGACUUUUUGAGCAGUUGUGGACGAUAAAUUUAGUUUGGAGUUGCCCCAUGCGAAUCGUUCUUGUAAUGGUCCUUCUGUGGCAAUAUCUCGGAGUGGCCAGUCUUGCUGGGGUCUUUGUCAUGCUUCUCAUUAUGCCUAUAACUACUAAACUGGCCUCCACUUCCCACAAACUUCAGAAGAAACAAAUGGGUUGGAAAGAUGCGAGAUUAAGACAAAUGGGGGAAAUACUGAGCGGUAUCAAGGUUUUAAAGCUGUUUGCAUGGGAGAACGCAUUCAUGAAAACUAUCGGAUCCAUCAGAGAGAAAGAAGCCGUUACACUCAAGAAGCUAGCUUUUGUCAAUGGAACGAUCACUUUUCUUUGGAUAUGUGCUCCUUUCCUGAUCGCCAUCAGCAGUUUUGUGACUUACGUUCUGAUUGAUGAAAAGAAUAUUCUGGAUGCCAGCGUUGCUUUUGUUUCUCUCACCCUCUUCAAUAAUCUCCGCACCAAUAUGGCCUCUAUACCGGAGCUGGUAGCUCAACUCACACAGACUCGCGUCUCUCUCAAACGAGUGACAGAUUUUCUGCUGAGUGAAGAAUUAAAAGGCAGACCACCAAAUGAUGAUACAAUAGACAACGAUGCAAUCGAAAUCGAUGGCGGAGCUUUCUGCUGGACAAAAGAAGAUCUUCCGUUUCUCCGUGAUAUCUCUAUGUCCGUUACGCGCGGAAGUUUGGUGGCCGUCGUGGGACCCGUAGGUUCUGGAAAGAGCGCCCUGUUCUCUGCCAUUCUUGGAGAAAUGCACGCCGCGGAAGGAGCCGUGCGGAUAAUGAAGGGUGGCCGCUUGGCGUAUGUUUCUCAGCAGGCCUGGAUUCAGAAUGCUACUCUCCGCCAAAACAUUCUCUUUGUGAAGCCGAUGGAUAGAGAUAAAUAUGAUCUGACUCUCAGCAGAUGUUGUUUGAAUCCAGAUAUCAAGAUCUUGCCAGGCGGUGAUCUUACUGAGAUUGGCGAAAAGGGUGUUAACUUAAGCGGUGGCCAGAAGCAGCGAGUCAGUUUAGCCAGGGCUGUGUACCAAGAUGCUGAUAUUUAUCUCCUGGACGAUCCCCUCAGUGCAGUGGAUUCUCAUGUUGGAGCUCAUAUUUUCAAACACGUUAUUGGACCCAACGGAGCCCUGCAAAAUAAGACCAGAAUUCUCGCAACUCACGACAUUUCAGUUUUACAAGAAGUUGAUAAAAUCUACGUGAUGUCAGAGGGAAAAAUCUUGGAAUCCGGCAGCUACCGGGAUUUGUUGAACCAGAAAGGAGAAUUUGCAAGGUUCAUCGAAGAAAAUAAGAAAAAACAGGAUGAAGAAGAAGAAGAAGAAGAAAAUGAAAAAAAAAGUUCUUUAGAAGCAAAGGAAGAUGAGGAGAGAGGAGAAAAGACAACGAAGCGAAUGUCUGCUGGAGAUGUGAAAGCGCAGAUACAAAGGAUGGAGUCACGCAUAUCCAAGUCGUCUCUCUCCAGGACAAUAUCCAGGACAAUCUCUACAGAAGAGAAGGAAAAGAAGAAAGCCCAAUUCAUUGAAAAAGAAAAGAUGGAAACUGGGCGAGUUAAAGCUAGCAUAUUUUGGACCUACUUCCGAUACUCAACUUUGCAUCUCACAUUUCUUUUCAUCAUCGGUUUCGCAGCCUACAAGUGCUUCGAAAUCGGCUCCAAUGUUUGGCUGAGUCAGUGGAGCAGUGACAAGCCUUUGCCUGAUGGUUCACAGAACAUACCGCUUCGAAAUAUGAGAAUGGGAAUCUACGGUUUGUUGGGAUUUGCACAAGGUAUAACGACUCUCAUUGCAACUAUUAUCAUGGCCAUUGCUUCGACUCGUGCCUCCAUUCGUUUCCACAAAACAAUGCUUUGGAGUGUCCUCAGAUGUCCGAUGUCGUUUUUCGAUACCACACCGCUAGGAAGGAUAUUAAACAGGUUUGGAAAAGACAUCAAUGUAGUUGACGUAGGCAUACCAUCAAGACUUCAGAGUGUUGUCACCAUGAUCAUUUCUAUCAUUGGUUCAUUUGUUGUCAUCAUGACGACCUACCCUAUUUUCAUAGCUAUCAUGAUACCAAUUGCCGUUGUUUAUGUUUUAGUUCAAAUCUUCUACAUGGCAACAUCUCGUCAAGUCCGACGACUGCAAUCCAUCUCCGUGUCCCCCGUGCUGAGCUUCUUCUCUGAAACAGUGCAGGGGGCGAGCACGAUACGAGCUUUCGGAUCCCAGCAUGAAUUCAUCCAGACGCAGGACGAACACAUUGACACUAACUGCCGAACGUUUAUUGCUGCCACUACACUAAACAGGUGGCUUGGAAUCCGUUUACAGUUACUAGGCAAUACUGUUGUGUUUAUUACAGCCUUACUCUCUGUGAUUCAAAGGAGAAAUUUCAGUCCUGCGAUAGUUGGCUUAACUUUAUCUUAUGCUUUAAGUGUGACGGAAAAUAUGUUCAAUUUCGUAAGAAUUUGGACUACAAUGGAAAAUCAGAUGGUUUCAGUUGAAAGAAUUGACGAAUAUUCUCAUCUGACUCCAGAGGCAUCGUGGGAGACGGAAUCCAUUCGUUUCGAUCUGAGCAAGUGGCCGUCUAAAGGAGCAAUUACAUUUCAAAAUUACAAGAUGAGGUAUAGGGAAGGAAUGAAAUUAGUGCUCCAAGGUAUUAAUGUGGACAUCCUUCCAGGCCAAAAGGUUGGAGUGGUUGGAAGAACGGGAGCUGGUAAAAGUUCGUUAGCUCUUGCACUCUUCCGUAUCAUAGAGCCAACAGAAGGCACCAUUUUUAUAGAUGGUAUUGACACUACAGUGCUUGGACUUCAUGACCUACGCUCGAAAAUUACAAUAAUACCUCAAGAUCCGGUGGUGUUUAGUGGAACCUUAAGGAUAAAUCUGGAUCCUCUGGAAGAGAAUUCGGAUGAAGAUAUAUGGAGGGCAAUCGAACAAUCGCAUUUGAAAAGCUUUGUCCUUUCUUUAGAUUCUGGGCUGGAUUAUCAAGUCUCUGAAGGAGGUGAAAAUUUGAGUGUUGGUCAAAGACAACAGCUGUGUCUGGCUCGAGCUCUGCUGAAAAAGACGAGAAUUCUCGUCUUGGACGAAGCAACGGCUGCAGUGGACUUGGAAACGGAUAAGAUGAUUCAAAAUACAAUAAGGCAAGAGUUUUGGGACUGUACAGUUAUCACUAUUGCCCACAGACUAUACACGAUUUUGGAUUAUGACAGAAUAUUAGUUAUGGAUAAUGGAAAAAUUUCGGAAGACGGAAAACCAAAUGAUCUGCUGGAGGAUCCAGAGUCCCUCUUCUAUCAGUUAGCAGGUUCUGCUGGUCUUCUGUAACAUUAAUUAUAAGCAAUACGAAUCACAGCAAGAGAGUAGACUGUGUUCGUAUUUUGCCUGACUGUCAAUCAAUAUAAUAUCUGUCCCAAGAAUGAUUAAAUUAUUUAUCUGAUUUAACUGGUUGUACAAAUCAUCUUUUUUAUGUCAUGGAAUUACAGCAUUCCUUUUAUAUUCUUUUAGUAUUUUAACAUCUGAUAAUAAAUGUAUGUUUACUUUA
Messenger RNA from Argiope bruennichi, 5006 nucleotides. RefSeq names its product multidrug resistance-associated protein 1-like. Bases 278 to 4789 code for a protein of 1503 amino acids. The transcript is spliced from 31 exons. The record is from RefSeq and is a predicted model, not a curated record. Gene Ontology annotation, cellular component: membrane. Gene Ontology annotation, biological process: transmembrane transport. NCBI's taxonomy places the organism in Eukaryota, Metazoa, Arthropoda, Arachnida, Araneae, Araneidae. Gene Ontology annotation, molecular function: ATP hydrolysis activity; ATP binding; ABC-type transporter activity.